This is a messenger RNA of Oreochromis niloticus (Nile tilapia), 6375 nucleotides long. RefSeq names its product solute carrier organic anion transporter family, member 4A1 (gene slco4a1). Lineage: Eukaryota; Metazoa; Chordata; Actinopteri; Cichliformes; Cichlidae. Gene Ontology annotation, molecular function: protein binding. The coding region runs from base 436 to 2730 and encodes 764 amino acids. Gene Ontology annotation, cellular component: basolateral plasma membrane. The record is from RefSeq and is a predicted model, not a curated record. Gene Ontology annotation, biological process: transmembrane transport; sodium-independent organic anion transport. The transcript is spliced from 13 exons.
CCGCGAUUAAAUCCCGCUGCCUCCAUAAAAGAGGAGCGCUAAGCAGCAGCAUUGCAGAUAGUGCACCACAUCUGCAGCUAGUUUUUCUCCACACGAGACUGUAGACAGAAGAUUAUAUGGGAAGAAGUGGACUAAUAAGCGCUGCUUUACAAGAUUAACAACUGUUAGCAGACCUGUUGGCUGUUAUAUGAAGGAAUAGAGGAUGCUAUGUGCAAAUAAAAAGGAGCACACGAAGAGCAGUGGACACAUGAGGUGCAAACUACAAAGCAAGAGUAUAUAGUUUCCAAGAAGAACCUGGCAGAGUCCUUACCACAAUAUCUUCUUGACCCUUUGUUACUUCAAAUUUCCUUUUUUGGUUGAGGUAACAGAUUGAUUUAUCGCCUGAGUUCAUAGAAUCCACUUCACAGGAUCCUCACAGUGCCCCUCAGAGGGGCGAUGCCCGUCUUGCUAAAUGCCGACGCCUCUUUUAGCUCCAAACAGGAGCUCCUGGACCUGCAGGAUUGUCCUCUCAGCAGGGGGCCCUCUUUGGACACCGCUAGUCCUGUGGAUUCCCAGACAGGCAGCCCCAUAGGCUCUGCUCCCAGAAACCCUGAGAGUCCCAUAACUAAUGAGCCACUUAUUUUUACCAGGGCGUCGACACUCCCUGGGCCAAUAUAUGGGGGGGAAAUAAGACCUAAUGCAGAGAUUGGGCUAAAGUUAAUCAAUACUAACACAGAUCAGCUGUGCGGCUGGGGAGCUCUGACCCCCAAAAGCAUCCAAGUUUUCAACACUCCUCGGUGGGUGUUGUUCUUCCUUUGUGUGGCCUCUUUCCUCCAGGGGAUGAUAAUAAAUGGCUUCAUUAACACGGUGAUCACCUCAAUCGAGCGACGCUUUGAUCUGCGCAGCUACCAGGCUGGCCUCAUCGCCAGUUCCUAUGACAUUGCUGCAUGUGUCUGCCUGGCCUUCGUCAGUUAUUUCGGCGGUACAGGUCACAAGCCCCGUUGGCUGGGAUGGGGAGUACUUAUAAUGGCACUGGGUUCUCUGAUGUUUGCCUUGCCUCACUUUACUACACCUCCCUACCAGGUCAGUUUACCCGAGCAAACAGGAAUGUGCUCUGCUAACCGUACCAGCCCGUGCCAGAACAAAGAGGCAGGAGGACUGUCCAGCUAUCGCUUUGUGUUCAUGCUUGGUCAGUUUCUGCAUGGUAUGGGUGCUACGCCUCUCUACACAUUAGGGGUCACAUACCUGGAUGAGAAUGUCAACUCCAACUAUGCGCCAGUUUAUAUAGGGAUCUUCUACACAGCAGCCAUUGUGGGUCCAGCAGCCGGUUACCUGCUGGGAGGUUACUUCCUCAACAUGUACACUGAGAUCUAUCUAACGCCUGAGAUGACGCCAGAGAACCCUCACUGGGUCGGGGCUUGGUGGAUUGGCUUUUUAGCAGGAGGAGCAGCCGCUCUGCUGAUAGCAUUCCCCAUCCUGGGCUACCCACGCCAACUACCAGGCUCUCAGGAGUAUGUGGCCAUGCGUGUGUCUGAGGCCCACCAGCUUAAGGAUGGAAGCCACACCACUGCCUCAGACCCUCAGUUUGGCAAAUCAGUUAAAGACAUGCCAAGAUCUGUGCUGCUUCUCUUAAAAAACCCCACCUUCCUGUUCCUGUGUUUGGCUGGGGCUACUGAGGCCACCCUCAUUGCUGGCAUGUCCACUUUUGGUCCAAAAUUCUUGGAAUCACAGUUCAGUCUCAGUGCAUCAGAGGCUGCCACAUGGUUUGGAUAUAUGGUGGUACCAGCAGGAGGUGGGGGCACCUUCUUGGGUGGCUACAUUGUAAAGAAGUUGAACCUGCGGUGUCGAGGUAUCAUCCGCUUCUGCAUGAUGUGUGCUAUGGUCAGUCUGCUCGCCAUCUUCAUCUUUGUCAUCCACUGCCCCAAUGUGCCCAUGGCUGGUGUCACAGUGCCUUACCAGUCUGGUCUGAAGACUAAACAGCAGCUGGACCUGUACAAAAACUUGAAUGACAGCCCAAGUAAACUGUACCUCAGAAACAGCUCUUCCUUAGAGGUGGGCUGUAAUGCAGGCUGUAGUUGUGUCAGAGAGCUCUACAACCCUGUGUGUGGGGCAGACGGUGUGAUGUAUUAUUCCCCUUGCCAUGCUGGCUGCACCUCCAUUAACCACACCCAACUCUCAACUGGCAAACAGGUGUACUCUGGAUGUAGCUGUGUGGUGGGUAAUGUGUCAUGGGGUGAGGAAGGCUUCGCUCUGGCAGGGAAGUGUGGCAGCUCCUGCCAUCACAUGCCAGCCUUCCUCUCCUUGCUCUUCAUCAUUAUCAGUUUCACCUUCCUUUGUAGCAUCCCAGCACUCACUGCCACACUCAGGUGUGUACCUGACAGUCAGAGAUCCUUCGGACUUGGCAUCCAGUGGAUUGUAGUGCGCACACUUGGUGGUAUUCCAGGACCCAUAGCCUUUGGCUCAGUGAUUGACCUAUCCUGCUUAAUGUGGCAGGAUAAGUGUGGCGAGCAGGGAUCCUGCUACCUCUAUCACAACUCAGCCAUGAGCCAGUACACACUAGUAGCUGGAAUCCUCUAUAAGGUUUUGGGGACCAUCUUUUUCCUGUUAGCCAGCAUCCUGUACCAGCCUCCCCCAGAGUCACCACAAAGCAGCUGCGAGAACACAGACCAUAGCAUGGAACACGUGAGCGACCUUCCUGUCAAAGAUCUCCCUGAGGACGGCUUUAUUGUCAACCUGCAUGCCAGGCUAUGAUGGCAGGGAUCAUCUUGUGUAUGUGUAUGUGACAAACACCCCAGAAUGCCUUCAUGCACACACAAAAAAACACCAUGACUUACAAUGGCACGUGAUGACGUCUAACAUGCUGCUAUCUUGACAGAAAACCCUGCUUUGAAAGCGUGGGUGUGAGUGUUUCGGAGCAGGGCCAAGCCACACAGGUUUUUAUGUACUUUUUUAUGUACUAAAAUUCUCCAGACCUCUAUAAUCAGUUCAAUUGACUCCUUACAGUGUGACGUUCAUGACGUUUGUGUUUCAUAAUUCAAUAAUCCUCAAGAACUAAUGAAACACCUCAGACCUUUGUGGUAUACGAAGCAUUUACAGUGUGAACAAAAAAAAGCAUUUAUACCUGUUGUCUGUUAUUUUCCACAUUACUGGAAGUAAAUUACAUAUUUUGACAAAGCAAUGGCAUGUUAUACUCCACGAGAUCCCACAGCCAGUAUUAAUAAAACCAAAUUAACUUCUUAUCACGUGUGUCAUUUUAAGCCAAAAGUCGUAAAAGGCUCAUACCUACACUUAUGCACACUUUUUAGACAUUCAAAAGGGAAAUAUUGCCUUAUUUUUCUCAUCAAUCUUCACUCAGUAUUCCACAUUAACAAAUGCACAACAGGUUUUUGAUGUUUUGAAAUGUAAGACUAUUUAGAACCUUAAUUCUGUACUUUAAUGAACUUCUUAAAGAUUAAAUAAAGCCUCCAGUCUUCUUAGGUAAAUCUCUACUGGUUUUGGAUACUUGGAUUUGGACAGUUAUUGGUAAAUCAUUUUAAGAUAUGUCACAGCAGAUAGAAAGAUCUGUGCAAUGCUAUCACCACAGUUAUCCACAGGUCUUGUCCUAAAGGGUUUCCAGCAUUGUGGUCUGCAUGUCAGUAACUAACCUUAGCUUCAUGACUUUGCUGAAAUUACUCUAUGCUUGAUUUUUUUCCCCUUCACUCCAUUAGCUACUGUACAAUAAACGGUAGAGUAAUAAAAUGCUGCUUCACUGGGCGUGUCCUCAGAGAUGCUUUAUCAUCCUCCAUCCUCACUUACAGUGAUCAUUGUCACCUUGCUGUCCAAGGCACUUUCUGUUUACUCUCUCAGUUUGAGUCUUUGGAAGAGUUUUGGUUGUUUUAAACUUUUUUCUAUUCACGGAAAUUAAGGCUACUGUGGUCAUGUUCAGAGUGCUAAAAAUAGUUUAAUGCCCUUGUCACCAGAGAGUUACAUACACUGAUGCCGGUCUCUGCCUUUCUAAAAUCUGUCAGGCAAAAUCAGUUGACUGGAGGCAGUUUAUUUACUCUUGGCUACAACUUAAGAGCAAAUAAAGGAAACAAGAUCAUCACAAUUUGAAGGGCCAUAGCAACAAUCCAAAUGCUCUUUUUAAGUGAUAUAUUCUAAUUACUGGUGGUAAAUUCUAAAACAACAUUAUGUCAGUGUAGGUUACUGAGGGUAACUUGAUGGUUAAUGCAACUUAAAUGUUCAGAUUUAUUGCAAAACACAAUAAAUUGUCUAAAAAGCUGAAGGUGCAGUAUACUAUCAGGAUAUUAUAUAUAUUAAUAGAACCACCCCAGUACAGCAGCACAAAUGUAUUUUCCAUUAGAAAAGCACAUGCAUAUCUGUAUAGUUACUUGGACAUGCAUAAAGAAGACUUGCACCAGUUAUGAUCUCAUAAUAAAGAUUAGUUUAAAAUAAAACAAGAAAGACAAAACUAGAAGAUGAAAUAGAGAGUUCUGUAUAGAGAUUAUUGCUCUGUUUGCCAGUUAAUGAAUAUUUUUUAAUGCUUCUUGUCCAUGGAAAUUGCUUGGCUGCCCAUUUAAAACAAAUGAAACUGUGUGUUAACGGCAGCAUUUAAAAUCUGUAACCUAUUCAGACAUGAUGAACUUUGCCACAAGAAUUUGUGCCAUGACCAACAAACCUUUGUCACAAAAACCUGUUGACUUGUCUCGGCACAAAAAGCACAAUUGAGUCAUUAAUAAUGGCUUAGUUCCAUCAUCCCUGUAAAACAUGAAAGCUAGAAACCUAAAUCAAAGGCAGUUAUUAGUUAUUAAAAUCCUUUGUUUUUACCGGCAAGUCUACUACAACUAUGCACAAUCAUUUGAAAGAAGAGUGGGGCGGGCAGUCGUCAAUGAAUCAUUAAAAGGAUACCAGUAAAUAUGAAGUUCUAUUUUUGAUGUAAAUGCCCAUCCCUGCUAAUAAUUUAAAGUUAAAUUUAAAUUUAAGUUAAAUUUAAAGUUUAAAGCAUAAAAGUCAUUAUUGUGAUCAUAUGAAGAUCAGGGCAGAGAAGAACCCUUUUCCCCACAGAUUUCUAGUCUUAUUUUUGCAACCACAUGAGUCACCCCCUGGUGAUAAUUAAAAAUAAUGCAGCUACAUCCACAUUGGAUGUACUUUUUUGACCUGUAAACUACAUUAAUCGUUAAUAUGUAGUCUGUGGAUCAAACUAUGUUUACAAUACUGACUUCUAAUACCAUAUAUACAUUUAGAAAUCAAAGCAUCUAAACUCAAAGCCAAACGUUCCAAUAAAGAGGUUCUGCAGAUUUACCUGAUUGAAGUGACUUUGGCAUCAUGAUUUUUUUAAGAUAUUUAAUAAAAAAAGAAUAUUUAAUUCUUAAAUAAUCACUGAGAUAAAUAAUAAUAAUGGAUUGGAUUUCAUAUAGCGCUUUUCAAGGCACCCAAAGCACUUUACAAUGCCACUAUUCAUUCAGUCUCACAUUCACACACUGGUGGAGGCAAGCUACUGUUGUAGCCACAGCUGCCCUGGGGCAGACUGACAGAGAAAUAUACACAUAGAUACUGAGUAUGCUAUUUUUUUUUUAUAUUCUUUAAAUUACUUAUCAAGUAAAAACAAGCCAGCUAGACAAUAACAGCUGGUUACAAGCUAACCUCAUGCUCGCUAAUGUUAGGCUCAAAUGUCUUAAAAAUCACACUUUCCAUCUGAUCAGCAGUUUGAUUACAAUUUCCUGCAAUCUACUGACAUCUAGUGGUGAUAUUUUUCACACUCGACCUUUAUGUAGAUGUAGAAAUUCACUGGUUGAGGAACUAGAACCACCCAUGUUCUGUGGAGACUCUUUACUCCCACAUUUGGCUGUUUUAAAUGCUGGUGUGACAGAACCUUUUACAGGGUAAGUUGAACACUGGGCUGUUGAGGGUGAUGCUCAAUUAGCACAACAUGCAAUAUUUAAAAAAAUGUCCUUGAUUUGAAUCUAAUGAUCACAAUACUGUCUGUAAAUGUGCCAAAGCAGCUUUGCAUAAAAACUCUUGUAUUUAAUUUUUAUUCACUGACAAUAAAUUCAUUAUUUAUUUAUAGUAUGUCAGCACUCAUAUUUUAAUUUUUGCAUUAAUUUUGCAAUGAAUAAUAAGAAUGCUGCCCUUUCUACACAAACAAACCCUUCUUUCUGUGUCUUUUCUCUGAUAGCAUUGUUGUUAUGUACUCUGCUGAUGUUGAGGAGUGUGGUUUUCAUGUAAAUGUAUAUAUGCAAUCCUCCUUGUUGUGCUCUUUAGUCAGUUCUCAAGCUUUGACAACUUUGUAAAUUUAUAUUGUCUUUUUUUUUCUUUUGGUACUGUUUUUUUUUCUUCUUUCUUUUAUAAUAAUCUUUUUAUGGACUGAUUCAAAGAUGUCAUUUUUUUUUCUAAUUACAAAAGAUGAACAGCUGAUUA